AUGAAGGUCAUUAAGUCCAGUGAAAGUGUAAAUAUUCCUCAGGGCGUUGAAGUCAAGUCGAUCCGUCGAGUGGUUUAUGUUAAAGGCCCUCGAGGAACCUUGAAGCGAGCCUUCAAACACUUGUCUGUGGAUAUCAAGGUGACGCCCAAGCGCCUGACCGUGACCAAAUACUUCGGGGAUCGUAAAGAAUUGGCUUCCGUCCGCACUGUCUGUUCUCAUAUAGAAAAUAUGAUUAAAGGUGUCACAAACGGAUACCGGUACAAAAUGAAGUCCGUUUACGCCCAUUUCCCGAUCAAUAUGGUUGUAUCCGGCGAUGGUUCAAAGCUCGAGAUUCGAAACUUCUUGGGGGAGAAAAGCAACAAAUGCGUCAACCUUGAGAGUGGCGUUAAAGUGUCUCCGACGGGCGUGAAGGACGAAAUUCAACUCGAAGGAAAUGAUAUCGAGAAGGUUGCAAAGAUGGCUUCUCAAAUACACCAGUGCUGCAAAGUACGCAAUAAGGAUAUCCGGAAGUUCUUGGAUGGAAUUUAUGUAUCCCAGAAGGGUGUUAUCCAGUAA
Messenger RNA from Echinostoma caproni, 555 nucleotides. NCBI's taxonomy places the organism in Eukaryota, Metazoa, Platyhelminthes, Trematoda, Plagiorchiida, Echinostomatidae. The record is from the annotation of a GenBank genome assembly.